CUCUCUUCUCUCGUAUAAAACAUGGAUUAGGAAGAACUUGCCCUGAGUUUGUUUAACACUGGCGCCAGUUAGCACCUCGGAGAAGUUGAAGUUGAGGACAACUAAGCCUACUGUCUGCGGCGCAGAUUACUUGGUCUCCUCUGAAACUUGGAAUGGCGUCUGCCCAUGUGACUUUGGUUUUGUAUCUGCUUUUGAUGGGGUCUGUUUUGUUCUAUUGUUUGUUCCUAUGCUUUGGCGUGACUUUGUUCCCUCCUUGAGUGGCAGGUCAAUACAAAAUAGAGAGGGAUGGCCAAGCAUCACCCUGAUCUGAUUAUGUGCAGGAAGCAACCCGGGAUCGCCAUUGGCCGGCUGUGCGAGAAGUGUGAUGGCAAGUGCGUCAUCUGUGAUUCCUACGUUCGUCCUUGCACACUUGUGAGGGUUUGUGAUGAAUGCAACUACGGAUCUUUUCAAGGCCGGUGCGUUAUCUGUGGAGGAGUUGGAAUUUCGGAUGCCUACUAUUGCAAAGAGUGUACACAACAAGAGAAGGAUAGGGAUGGAUGUCCAAAGAUUGUAAAUUUAGGCAGUGCCAAAACUGACCUCUUUUAUGAGAGAAAGAAAUAUGGAUUUAAGAAAAGAUGAUCAUAAGAAUCAUCACAUGUACUUUGAUUUUGUAUAUUAUCUACUUGGGUAGAUUAUGGCAUUACUAAAUCUUGGAUCAUGUUUAUGCAAACAGGAACACGUGUUUAGAGACCCCCUUGCCGUAUUUGGCUGGUCCUCAUGAAACAAAGGAUGCGUGUCUCAUGUUAGGAUUUGUAACACAAUAUCUACAAAGCGAGGAGUUAGAUCAAUUAAGGGGGUUCCAUGA
Messenger RNA from Prunus dulcis (almond), 844 nucleotides. Its product is annotated as PHD finger-like domain-containing protein 5A. The record is from RefSeq and is a predicted model, not a curated record. Gene Ontology annotation, cellular component: U2 snRNP; precatalytic spliceosome; catalytic step 2 spliceosome. Bases 286 to 618 code for a protein of 110 amino acids. Lineage: Eukaryota; Viridiplantae; Streptophyta; Magnoliopsida; Rosales; Rosaceae. The transcript is spliced from 3 exons. Gene Ontology annotation, biological process: mRNA splicing, via spliceosome.